This is a messenger RNA of Musa acuminata subsp. malaccensis (wild Malaysian banana), 2216 nucleotides long. Its product is annotated as ABC transporter G family member 5-like. Lineage: Eukaryota; Viridiplantae; Streptophyta; Magnoliopsida; Zingiberales; Musaceae. Gene Ontology annotation, cellular component: membrane. The record is from RefSeq and is a predicted model, not a curated record. Gene Ontology annotation, biological process: transmembrane transport. Gene Ontology annotation, molecular function: ATP hydrolysis activity; ATP binding; ABC-type transporter activity.
CAAGGCGGUGUGUGUUUUCAGUGGUGAGUUCUAGGCUUUGCUGCAGAAGUGGGAGAGCUCUCAUGAAGCCACAGGGCUGUGAGAUAGAAGCCAAGGGCAUCAGCUACCAGAUCUCCGUCCCAGGGAGAUCCCACCCUUUGAAGAAGAUAUGGAGUAGAGAAGAAGAAGAGCAGGGUGGUGGUGCGUUGAGCCACCACCCUGGGCCAUUCGGUGAGGUGGAGAACGCUCCGGCGAAUGACAAGGCCUGCGAGAAGUUUAGAGUGCGGUUUGUGCUGAAGAACGUCAGCUGCCGCGCCAAGCCGUCGGAGAUCCUUGCGAUCGUCGGGCCCAGCGGCGCCGGUAAGUCCACAUUGCUCGAGAUACUCGCGGGGAAGAUAACCCCGCCGGCGCCGCCGACCAUCCUGAUCAACCAGCGGCCGGUGGAUAAGUCCGACUUCCGCAGGAUCUCUGGCUACGUCACGCAGCAGGACACCCUGUUUCCCCUGCUGACGGUGCGGGAGACACUCAUGUUCAGCGCCCGCCUCCGCCUCGGCUGCGGCGGCGACCGCGGUCUCUCCCGUUCUCAGCUGAGCGCCCGGGUGGAGUCCCUCCUCCGGGAGCUUGGCCUGGGCCGCGUGGCUGACGCCCGCGUGGGUGACGAUGCCCGAGUCAGGGGCAUCUCCGGCGGCGAGCGCCGGAGGGUCUCCAUCGGAGUUGACGUCGUCCACGACCCGCGAAUACUCAUCCUCGACGAGCCGACGUCGGGGCUGGAUAGCACGUCGGCGCUGCAGAUCGUCGACAUGCUCAAGGUCAUGGCCGAGACCCGAGGCCGCACCAUCAUCCUCAGCAUCCACCAGCCAGGGUUCCGCAUCGUCAAGCUCUUCGGCUCCGUCCUCCUCCUCGCCGACGGGGCCGUCCUCCACCACGGUACGAUCGACCAGCUCCACUCCCACCUCCGCUCCGUCAGCCUCGAGCUCCCCCACCACGCUAAUGUCCUUGAGUUCGCCAUCGACUCCAUCGAGACCCUCCGUCGCUCGCAAUCACAGCAUCACCAGCAGCAAGAACCACCGGCGAACAGAGCGCCACCAUUCCAAUUGCCCAAGAAAAUAGUCGAGGGAGCUGAAGGCAAGAGAGACAGGUGCACCCUGCAGCAGCUCUUUCAGCAGCACAAGGUGGUCGACGAGGAGUCGCUCGCCGGGCUCGACCUCGAUGACCUGUCCUACGAUUACGCCAACUCGAGGCUACGGGAGAUCGCCAUCCUCACCCACCGCUUCUCGAAGAACGUACUGCGGACCAAGCAACUGUUCGCAUGCCGGACGAUCCAAAUGCUCGUCUCCGGCCUCGUCCUCGGCUCCAUAUUCUACCAUCUCAUGGACGAAAACAUCAGAGAACGAGUGGGCCUCUUCGCCUUCAUCUUAACAUUCCUGCUCUCCUGCACCACAGAAGCUCUGCCGAUCUUCCUUGAAGAAAGGGAGAUCUUGAUGAAGGAGACAUCGAACGGGAGCUACCGAGUCUCCUCGUACGUGAUAGCCAACGGGCUCGUCUUCCUUCCGUUCCUCUUCGUCCUCGCCGUACUCUUCUCGGUGCCGGUCUACUGGCUCGCAGGGCUCAGACCGAGCUUCUCGGCCUUCAUGUACUUCUUGCUCUUGAUAUGGCUAAUCCUGUACACCGCGAACUCGGUGGUGGUCUGUUUCAGCGCUCUCGCCCCCAACUUCAUCAUCGGCAACUCGAUCAUCGCGGGUCUCAUGGGCACCUUCUUCCUCUUCUCCGGGUACUUCAUAUCGAAGCAGUGGAUGCCGAGCUACUGGGUGUUCAUGCACUACAUCUCCUUGUUCAAGUACCCAUUCGAAGGAUUCCUCAUCAACGAGUUCUCCGGCUCCGACCAUUGCUUGGCGAAUGGGUUCGGGGUGUGCCUGCUGAGAGGGGACGACGUGCUGAGGGAGGAAGGAUUGAGGAAGGAGUGCAGGUGGAAGAACGUGAUGAUGAUGGUGUGCUUCAUCUUGGCUUACAGGUUCUUCUCCUACCUCAUACUCAGGUGCAGGUGCCGGUGCGUGCACAAGGGUGGGCUGAGACGAGCCUUGAUCUGAGGCAAAGCCAUGUAACUUUCUCUCUCUCUCUCUCUCUCUGUCUCUCACACACAAGCACACUCUUUUGUGUCGUUUCUAUUGUCCUAAUCAAAAUACUGUUUUCUCCAGCAAUAAUGUUGAUCGAUCCAUAUGGCUUUCUUUUUUCUUUUA